UCAAACAGGAGGGUAACACCUUCCAGUUGAAUCGGUUGCUGCAAAUCCCGAAGCUCGACCAUGUUUAGCACAACCCGUCUCCAAGCCCACUGACCACUCGGCACCCCAGACCCCACCCGACUAGCCACCGACACCAUUUUAUCCAACUCCAAAUCAAAAAGACGCGGAAACUUAGACGCCAGCGGCUCAUCCCCAACCCAAACGUCCAACCAAAACCUGAUGGACACAUCCGACUCGACCUCCCCUUUGAUCAGCUUAGACAUGUCGACGCCACAUCUUUGCAGUUCGCUAAAAGCGUUAUGAAUCUGUUUCUGCGUACCUGCACUCGAAAGCCUAGUUGGGAUAUAGUUCCAAGUUCGAGAGGAAUGUUGAAUUGCCCAAAUUACCCCUCUCCACAAACCACCAUCAUUUUGUUCAAAACGCCACCACCAUUUAGCCAACAUAGUGGGGUUCGCGUCCCGAAGAGACCCAAACCCAAUGCCCCCCCAUAUUCCACAGGCGCUAUUACUUUUUGACAAGCCACCCAAUUCAUCUUCGCCUUUUCAUCCGAACCAACCCAGAAAAAGACCCUACGCAUCCGGUCCAAAGCCUCUAUGGCUUUAUCAGGCCCGAUACAAGGAGAAAUAAUAGGUCGGAAGCGAAUUUAGCACCGACUUAAUGAGCGUAACCCGCCCCCCAAAAGAUAGGGUUUUUGCCUUCCACAAGGACAAGCUACUCCUAAAAGCAUCAAUCACCGGAUCCCAAUGUUUGCCGAUAUGCUUCUUGUGAUGGUGAGCGUGAAAUCUAGACGGGUUCCUGGUGCUAUGACAGAUGAAGAGUUAAUUUCCACGAGUGAUGAACGGGUUGUUGAUCAAGAUUUGUAUGAUGACGUGUUGACCGCUGAAGUUGGAUUCAGCACUUAAGAUGGGAAACCAAUAUGAAGUACGUGAAAACGAAGAACGUGAUCACGAACAUGAAAAUGGUAAUGUGGGUUCGUCAGCAACUAAAGACAAGAAAGGUUGGUUCGGAUGGAACAAAAAAGGUUAAAAAACCAAUGCUAACGAUGAUCAUGAAGAUUCGAUGAUUUUUCGUAAGUUUUCAAAGCUGAACGGAAGUCAAAAGUCAAAAUGCGAUAAUGUAAGUAUUCAAAUGGACGACGACGGGGAAGGUAACAAAGUGAAAGAUAAAAAUGGUAAGAAGAAACGAUCUACAACAGACGUUAAGCAUGAAAGUGAGUAUAAAAAAGGGUUAACACCCGUUUUGUGGUUAACCCCGGAUAGCUUUUGCCUUUUUACUAGACACUUUAGCCAAUAAGGUGAAAGGCGAUUACGGGAGCUUUUAACCGCUAAAUUACCUCAUGGCAUGUUCCUGGUCAAGAUCGCUGUUCCAGUCGUGCCAACAAUUAAGGUUCUUGUAACAUUUACAAAAUUUGAGGAAUCUUCACCCGAGGAAUUUUCUUCGCCUCUAUCGAGCCCGGCCCAUUUUCAAGAUGUGAAAACUAAAGAACCAGAAGGGUCUGGUUCAUGGAUUUCAUGGAUGAAAGGAAGCCAUGGAGGUCAAUCAAGUGACAAUGAAGUGUGCAGCUUUAAAGAUGAAACCGACCCGUUUAACAUACAACCUGAUUACACGUGGGUCGAUGCCAAACGAAGAAUGAAACCGAAGAAAGCCAAGAGCAAGAAACACAAGAAGCAAUCAGCAAGAAAUGCUGAAAUUGGUGGACAAAGAUUAAAUGAAGAUUUGGAAUAAAUGUGGUUAAAUUUGGUGUAAAGAUGCAUAAUCUUCUUGUUUUUCCAUUGCUGUAACUUGUAAUUUAAAGUUUAAAGUAUGAUGGUGAAAA
Messenger RNA from Helianthus annuus (common sunflower), 1816 nucleotides. RefSeq lists its product as uncharacterized. The record is from RefSeq and is a predicted model, not a curated record. Gene Ontology annotation, cellular component: cytoplasm. NCBI's taxonomy places the organism in Eukaryota, Viridiplantae, Streptophyta, Magnoliopsida, Asterales, Asteraceae. The transcript is spliced from 2 exons. The coding region runs from base 1342 to 1725 and encodes 127 amino acids.